AUGACAAGGGCUCCGUGGCGGGCGCUGUUCGCUCUCCUGGGGCUGUGGCCGGGGCUGUGGCUGGGGCCGUGCCCGGGCCUUGCGGGCCCCCCCCGCCCGCGGCCCCCGGACCCCCGCACCGAGCUCGACGCCAUCGUCAGCCUCGCCAAGGCGCUGCUCGGCGACACCAAAGCUUUCCUCGCACUCCUCAAAUCGCGAUUCCCGGCGGAGGGGGAGCAUAAACUGGAUUCGCUGCCCGUGCUCUCCAUGAGCGCCCUGGAGCUCGCCAAUAUCCAGGCUGCGGCGGCUCUGGCCCGGCUGAGCUCGGACCUGCAGCGGUACCGGCGGCACCUGGAGUGGCUGCGCCGAGCGGGGCCCGCGCUGCGCCCGCUGGAGCCGGAGCUGGGAGCGCUGCUGGCGCGCCUGGAGCGCCUGGGGCGGAGCCUCGACCUGCUGCUCUCCCGUUUGAGCCUCCCUCGUCCCAGCCCCCCCCAGACCCCGCUGCCGGCUCCGGGCUCCCCGUGGGCCGCGGUCCGCGCCGGCCACGCCGUGCUCCAGAGCCUCCACCUCUACCUGGACUGGGCAUCGAGGGCCCUGGUGCUGCUCCGCAACAAGCUGUGA
Messenger RNA from Neopsephotus bourkii (Bourke's parrot), 600 nucleotides. It is a transcript of the gene IL11, whose product is annotated as interleukin 11. Gene Ontology annotation, cellular component: cytoplasm. Bases 1 to 600 code for a protein of 199 amino acids. The record is from RefSeq and is a predicted model, not a curated record. Gene Ontology annotation, biological process: positive regulation of MAPK cascade; positive regulation of cell population proliferation. NCBI's taxonomy places the organism in Eukaryota, Metazoa, Chordata, Aves, Psittaciformes, Psittacidae. Gene Ontology annotation, molecular function: cytokine activity; growth factor activity. The transcript has 5 exons.